GCGGGUGCAGCAAAGGAGCGGAACCGGGCCCGGCGGGGAGCAUGGGCCGCCCCGCGCUGCUAUUGCUGCUGCUGCCGGGCGUUCUGAUCUGCGCCCCAGGAUCCUGGGCUCUGCUCUGCUUGCAGUGUAAGAGUAGGGGCCCCUGCCAGGAGGAGAUGUGCGCCCCCGGCCAGGACCUCUGCAGGACCACAGCCAUGCGUGUGUGGGAAGGAGAAGAAGAGCUGGAGGUGGUAGAGCGGGGCUGCACUCACGCAGAGAAGAGCAACAGGACGAUGAGCUAUCGGAGGGGCUCACAGAUCAUCAGCCUUACAGAGACCGUGUGCGGGUCCGACUUGUGCAACAAGCCCAGACUCGGCCGGCAGCGCACCUUCAGCAUGGGCCGAUACCUCGAAUGUGUUUCCUGCACCUCGUCAGACAUGAGCUGUGAGCGGGGCCGGGAGCAGAGCCUGCAGUGUCGCCAUCCCAGAGAGCAGUGCCUCGAUGUGGUGACCUAUGACAACCUGAAAGUGAAUGUGAAGGACGAACACCACACCCGUGGCUGCGGCUUCCUUCCCGGCUGCCCCGGCCCCACUGGCUUCCACAACCACCACAGCUUCCACUACCUGCAGUGCUGUAACAGAACCAACUGCAACCGGGGCCCAGUCAUACAGCUCCAAAACCUGCCACCAAACGGCGUCCAGUGUUACAGCUGCGAGGGGAACAGUACCCACGGGUGUUCCUCCAACGAGAGCUCGCUGGUCGACUGCCGCGGCCCCAUGGAUCAGUGUCUCCAAGCCACGGGUCCUAUAGGACUGGGGAACGAGACCUUCACAGUGAGGGGCUGUGUGACUGCCUCCUGGUGCCAUGACUCCCACAUGUCCGACAUCUUCAGCCUGACCCGCCUCAGUAUCUCGUGCUGUAAGGGCACUGGCUGUAACCACCCAGCCAGCGACAUCCAGUACCGCAGUGGGGGCGCCCCCCGGCCUGGCCCUGUCCCCCUUAGCCUUGCCAGCACUCUGUUGGUGAUCAUAAGACUAUGGGGAGGCGUUCUCCUCUGGACCUGAACCUCAAGCCCUCCACCCUGGCUGGACCCAGGGAAUCCCUCUGCUCUGCCUUCAACUCCGGUUCUUGCAGACGUGUGCCAGUGUGCUGUCCUCUCUGGACCACCGUCUCCCCAGCUGUGAAAUCUUUCCUGAGAGGCUGAAGAGAAAUGUUGGAGAAAGGCUGCCGGCAAGCAGGAAAGAUCUUGGUUUUAUUAAUAUGGUUGCCAUGCUUGUUAAUAUUAUUAUGAAUAUUCAUAU
Octodon degus (degu) is the source of this 1280-nucleotide messenger RNA. RefSeq names its product plasminogen activator, urokinase receptor (gene Plaur). The coding region runs from base 42 to 1043 and encodes 333 amino acids. Gene Ontology annotation, cellular component: plasma membrane. The record is from RefSeq and is a predicted model, not a curated record. Lineage: Eukaryota; Metazoa; Chordata; Mammalia; Rodentia; Octodontidae. The transcript has 7 exons.